AUGUCGGCGAGCCUGGGCUGGGUAAGCAACCCGGUGGAGACUCGAGAGCCUCUGCUUGAGAGUGUCUUCUGGCCUUUGGUUGUCGUGAGCAGCUUCCCGCUGGGCCUACGCCUAUGGAUCCGGUGGACGCACAACAGGUGGCAGGCUGACGAUUACUGUCUGAUAUUGGCGUGGAUAUGCCUCUUGGCAUUUGUUGUUGUUACACAAUUCGCCAUUUCCUUGGGCUUCGGAAAACACGCGUUAGACGUCCCCUUCAAGAGCCUCAACACGCUCGCGAUCAUUGGUGCAGCUGGCUUGACCAUAUCGAUCCUCGGCAUGUUGGCGGCCAAGAUUUCGUUCGCCGUCACGCUGCUUCACCUCACCAAGGACCUGUGGAAAUGGGCCAACUGGCUCAUCUGGUUCAUGAUCAGCACCCUGAUCAUCACUGCGAUCCCUGCAGCCGUGCUGCCCUGGGUGCAAUGCACACCACUGGCCAAGACGUUCGUCGACUUUCUACAGGGAAAGUGCAUCAAUAAGGCACAUUCCGUCAGAUUUGCUAUGUUCCAGGCGCUCUACUCAGCCUCUGCUGACUUUCUGUUCGCCUUGCUCCCCUGGAAAAUCCUCUGGGGCCUGCAAAUGCGUCCAGUGGAGAAGUUUGGUGUCGACGACGGUCCAUUAGCUGUCACAUGGGCUGACGUCGAACUUUCCACGACCAUUAUCGUCGCGUGCAUUCCUGUGUUGCGCAAAAUGAUCCGCGAUGAAGUGUCUACUCGGACACGCAGCGGCAACACCACGGGCGGCUCCCGAGUCGCUGCUGGGACCAACAGAGCAUCAUUUCAUGGAGGUACUGGUCUCGCCUCUUCAUCACGGAGAAACAGCUUCCACAUGUCACGGCUUGGAAACAAGGCCGACGCCACAGGGGUGGGCACCAAGGGCAACAACAACUUGACCAAAUGGUACACCGUCUACGAGCGUGACGAUGACCAGCAGAGCGACAGGAGCAUAAUCUUGCGCAGCAGCAAGAUGGCUGUCGCGGUGGAGAAAGGACCUCGCGAAAAGCAGGACCACGGCCUGAGCUGGAGAGAUAGCUUAGGGGAUGAUCGCUCCGAGCCGACAACACCGGAUGCCCUAUAUCUUCAGGGACAGCCUCUGCGAUAG
Microdochium trichocladiopsis is the source of this 1137-nucleotide messenger RNA. RefSeq lists its product as uncharacterized. NCBI's taxonomy places the organism in Eukaryota, Fungi, Ascomycota, Sordariomycetes, Xylariales, Microdochiaceae. The transcript is spliced from 5 exons. The record is from RefSeq and is a predicted model, not a curated record. The coding region runs from base 1 to 1137 and encodes 378 amino acids.